AUGCCAGUCGAUGAAUUACCUAUGUAUCCGACGCCCCAGCAAGCGGCUUAUACUGUUGGGAAUCAGUCGCAGGGUAGUUCGAGAAAGCAAUCACAUCCAAAACAAUCAAACGUCGUAUAUAGGCCGGCCCAGCAUCUGAAGCCAGUUCCAUCUCAAUAUUCACAUUUGCAACCCCAUAAUACUCAGGCAUACCAGGCACAACCACCAGCAGAUUAUCAAGGACAAUAUCAGACGCCAUCGCAACCUCCACCACCACCUCAAGCACAGCAAUAUCCGCAAUAUCAACCUCAGCCAGCGCAACAGCAAUAUUAUCAACCCCAACCUGUUCCUGUGCCUGUGCAGCCUAGCUAUGGGACAUAUGGAGCUAAUGAAUACGCGAAUUCGCCAGUGAAUCUGCAUCAUCCACAACCUCAAUCUCAAUCUCAACCUCAACCCCAACGUCAACCUCCCCAGCAGGCCUAUCAAGUCCCCCCACAACAACAUCAGCCAUAUCAACCUUCUCAGCCACCUCAACAUCCACAACAGAGAUAUCAAAACUUCAAUAAUGCUCCUCCAGUAGUGAGUAACCUGCAUCAAAACCCGCACAAGAAACCACCACCAUCCAAUGCAACACCUGCUGGGUCUAAAGAGUCAUUGCUGAUGCCUAAUUCGACACCGCCAAAACAACAUGUAUCCUCCAAACAGAAAUUGGAAAAUGAAUUGAAAUCCGUGUUUAACAAGGUGGAUACUAAUCAUUCAGGAAAAAUAUCGUCAAAGGAAUUAUCAUUAGCUUUACUUAACUUUGAUCAUACAAGGUUCCAAGAUUCUACAAUCUCAUUAAUGAUCAAGUUAUUCAGUGGUUCUAAUGGUUCAAGCUCUGGAAGCCUGAAAUCUUUGACAUUUGAACAGUUUGUUUCCUUAUGGAAAUAUUUGUCUGCUUACAAAAAAUUAUUUAUAGCUGCUGACUCCAAUAAGUCAGGGGAUAUAUCAUUUGGAGAAUUUCAAAAAGUCUUAGAGCAGAUUGGCUAUAAAUUAAAUAUAGAUUUAGUCUUGCAUCUAUUCCAAAAGUUUGCACAAAAAGCUAGAGAUGAUGGAUAUGAUGAUGGAUCUGUUGGCAAACUUAAAUUCGACGCUUUUAUUGAAUUAUUAGUCUAUUUAAGGAAAUUAACAGAUAUCUUCAAAAAAUAUGAUAAAGACUUAUCGGGUGUUGCAACAAUUAACUUCCUGGACUUUUUAUUCGAAGUUAGUAACCUAUCUUAA
Molecule: messenger RNA, 1239 nt
Organism: Debaryomyces tyrocola
Lineage: Eukaryota; Fungi; Ascomycota; Pichiomycetes; Serinales; Debaryomycetaceae
Source: the annotation of a GenBank genome assembly